Messenger RNA from Brienomyrus brachyistius, 3114 nucleotides. RefSeq names its product protein tyrosine phosphatase non-receptor type 1 (gene ptpn1). The transcript has 10 exons. Gene Ontology annotation, biological process: protein dephosphorylation. Bases 2 to 1375 code for a protein of 457 amino acids. Lineage: Eukaryota; Metazoa; Chordata; Actinopteri; Osteoglossiformes; Mormyridae. The record is from RefSeq and is a predicted model, not a curated record. Gene Ontology annotation, molecular function: protein tyrosine phosphatase activity.
GAUGCGCGAAAGGGCGGAUUCCAUUUUAGCCCCUCAGCGGCAGUCGUGUUACGGGAGGAGCAAGCGGCGUGUUUCCGGAGCUGGGAGACGGGGCCGCUUAAGCGAGGCAAUGGAAGAAGAGUUUCGGGAAAUCGAUGGAGCCGGGACGUGGAACGCCAUUUAUCAGGAAAUUCGUCUGCAAUCAAGCGAGCUGCCGUGCAAAGUUGCCAAACUUUCUGAAAACAAAUCCAGGAAUCGGUACAGGGAUGUGAGCCCAUUCGACCACAGCAGGAUCCAUCUGCAGCUGGGUACAAAUGACUACAUCAAUGCCAGUCUGAUUACUGUCGAAGAAGCUCAAAGAAGCUACAUCCUGACUCAGGGGCCUCUGCCAAACACCUGUGGCCACUUCUGGGAGAUGGUGUGGGAGCAGGGCAGCAUUGGAGUGGUGAUGCUGAACCGCGUCAUCGAGAAAGGCUCGGUGAAAUGUGCCCAGUACUGGCCCUCACCGGAGGAGAAAGAGGCCCUGUUCCAUGACACCAGCUUGAAGCUCACCUUCAUCUCUGAGGACGUCAAGCACUAUUACACUGUGAGGCAGCUAGAGCUAAAGAAUCUGCUGACUGAGGAGACCAGAAAUAUCCUCCAUUUCCACUACACCACCUGGCCAGACUUCGGAGUACCGGAAUCCCCUGCCUCUUUCCUGAACUUUCUGCUGAAGGUUCGGGAAUCUGGCUGCCUGGACCCAGAUUGUGGGCCUGUGGUGGUUCACUGCAGUGCCGGCAUCGGCCGCUCAGGAACCUUCUGCCUCGUGGACACCUGCCUUCUCCUGAUGUCCAUGCGCGACAACCCGACGUCUGUGCGCAUCCGCGAAGUGCUGCUGGAGAUGCGCCGGUAUCGCAUGGGCCUCAUCCAAACGGCUGACCAGCUGCGUUUCUCCUACCUCGCCGUCAUCGAGGGCUCCCGCUGGAUAACGGGCGGCACCCCUGUGCAGGAGUCGUGGAAGUCGCUGUCAAAUGAGGACGCCCCCCCAGCGUGCACACCCGGCCUGCCCAGAUCGCCCCCACAUGUCCGGAACGGCACCAAUUCCUCCUUCUUCCCAGUAGAACUCAUACACGAUGGCUGUGUGCAGCAGCACAAUGACGACAACCGAACGCACAGUAGCCCCCCCCCGGAGCCGUUCGUGCGGCGGAGGCGUGGAUCUGAUGACAGCGUGCCGCCCCCGGUGCCCCCCCGCCCCAACCUGCCCGACGAGCCGGCGCCCAGUACCCCAAGGAACACGACGGCACCAGAGAAGCCUGACCACUCCCAGGGCUCCUGGACACCCCUUGUGGCCAAAGUGUGCCUGUGCGCCGUGGUCGCCAUGGGAGCCUAUAUCUGCUAUCGAACCUGGCUACACUGAUUUGAUUAGUUAGCGUGUAGCCGCAGUCUGCCCACCCCAGCAUGUGGAACUCAGUAAGGUGCUGACGGGGGGGGCACUUUGUUUCCUUUUUUAUUUUUUGAAAUGCAAAGUUUUGGAAAAGGGUGGGGGGGGGGAUUUAAGGGGCACCCCCCUCCCCCCAGUAGACUGCCCCCGUAGACUCAAUAAUAAGCUCAGGGGCCUCUUGUCAGGUACUGCAUCCCACCAAGGAACCAAAACAUUUUUGCAUCGUUUCUCGGAAAAGGCAGCUGUGUGAAUUUUCAUAUUAUAUAUAAAAUUCUGUGUAGGAUUAUAUACAUGAUAUGAUGGGUGUACGUAUGUAAUAUGAUGCAGUGACCAUAACCACACAGUUUACCGGGACACGUUCUUACAUUCGUGCUUCUGCUUUUCUGGGCUCCCCCUGCUUCUCCGUUUUCCUAUGCAGCCCCCCCGCUGUGUACAUGGUGACCGUGCAUCUCCCACCCUUCUGCACCAUAGAAUAAAAGUAUGGAAUUACAAUAAGCAACCAAAAAAAUGUAUCAAAAAAGCCAAAAGCUAUCAGACUUGUUUCUCCCCUCGGCUCCCCAGGUUCUGGUUGUAUUUUACCUGGGAUUAAGCUGAGACCUGAGACUGGCAAAGGAGAGAGCGCCCCCUCUUGGCAGCUUGUGCAGGCUGGGCCUGCUGUACAGUAGCCCAGAUUUUUUUAAAAUUAUUUUUAUUACUUUUCCUUCUCUUUCUUUUCAUGCAUACCGUCUGGGUGCUUAAUGUUCUCCAUUGAUUGAUAUCGCUUCCACAGGUCUCUGCAUAGGUGGUCUUGGAUUCCUGCUUGGUCAUUUAAAUUAAUUUUAUUAAAACACAUGUUAUGGUGCCCUGUCAUGUCUGCUGCACCGGGCAGGUUCUCUGACAGUAUUUGUCCCCUCAUGCCUAUGCCAAAGCCACUGCCUGCCCCAGCUUCUGAUGUCGCACUUGCACUUGGACUGUUUAAGUGGCUCCAUCUAGUGGAUGGGCAAGGGAUAGCACUUCCUUUCUCAGGGCAGCCGAUUUAUUUCAUACGUCAAUGCUGUGGGCGGCACUCAAGUCAUGUCAAGGAGUCUUUCAAUUACAUGGCAUCACUUCACUUGCUGUUCUUUCCCCCCCCCCCCCCCCCCCGUGCUUUAGACAGCAAUAAGAGCGUGUUGCAUCUUUUUCACCAUGCAAAGUACACCCUCCAGUCCGGAUGCCCUGGGGAGGCCGGGCCAACAAAACCAGUACCAGUCACCAGCAUAGUGGGGGACAAAUGGGAGGGCGGGGGUUGGUCAUUAACAAUUGCCUGGCUGAGUAGUCUUUGCUGGCGACAGUGGUAGUCUGCCAUUAAACAUAGAAGUUUUAUCCCAUUGGGGCUUGGUUUGGUAUCCUUGGAUGGGCACUGUUGGCUAACUGGCCACAGGAGAAGGACGGUAGGCGUGUCCCUCUGUUUUCCUCCAAUCAGGUUUUGCCAUGCUGGGUUUUGGGAAGGUGAAUUCUGGCUUGGGACAGCCCCAGCGGUUCGUCGCCUGUAUCUGUCAAAUUUCCAGUCCUCUUUAUAUAUGCUCACUGACUUAAAAUAAUAUUUUACCAGUAUUAUCAAUUAUCUUUUUAAAAAAAUAAUUAAAAUGAAAAAGAAUAGUGUUUUGUCACCUUUUUUUUUUCAGAUCGGAUACAUUUUUAAGAUUUUAUUUUCAGACUGAACGCUAAAUGUCACAUUAAUAAAUGUUGUCACAGAA